Messenger RNA from Danaus plexippus (monarch butterfly), 846 nucleotides. RefSeq lists its product as uncharacterized. The record is from RefSeq and is a predicted model, not a curated record. The transcript is spliced from 3 exons. The coding region runs from base 15 to 836 and encodes 273 amino acids. NCBI's taxonomy places the organism in Eukaryota, Metazoa, Arthropoda, Insecta, Lepidoptera, Nymphalidae.
CUAUAGACAUCGCGAUGGAUGCGCGUGUGUUUGUGUUUUCUGUCCUUAUCUUUCAUACGUUCAUAUACCCGUGUGUGACAGUGAUGAAAAUAAAUACGCCGGAAAUAAGUAAAUCCAAAACGGAGCUCACACCGCUUUUUAUUUCCGCCAAAUUAAAUAAUAUUAUUAUAAUAUCUGCCCCGAUUAUUGACAGUUUUGCUUCAUAUUACUUAAGCAAACCAAAUGGAGAAGAAGUAGAAUUGAAUUUGAAUAUAAGUCAUAGCAUCCAAGGAAUUAAAGCGCAAGGCGGGAAAAAACAUGACAAUUAUUUAAAUAAUUCCGGACAGCUAAAAGCGGUAAUAACAAAUUUAAUAUAUAAUAAAAAAGUUAUAAAUAAUUUUAAUUAUGAAAAAAACUGUCAUAACAACGAAGUUUUUAAAAAUAAGUUGAAGUCAAAUGAUUUCAUAAUCGGACCGUUGGAUGAAAAUGAUCACGGAAAUUGGGUGCUGAGUGUGUUUUAUAAAGAAGACGGCGAUUGGACAGAAAUGUUUCAAAUUAUAACUAUAGAAAUAAUUGACACUAUAUCGGCUGUACCAGAAAAACCAAGUUUACAUAUCGGAGAAGACUUUUAUGUUCGUUUUGCAAACCCAUUAUAUGACCUUGAGAGUUGUCAGAUUGUAGCGCCAAAAUCUGCUUUUGACAGAUACUUUAAUCGUAACAAUGUUUAUCAAAACGCCUGCGGAUUUCACAUACCAAAUGUUACUUACGAUGACGAAGGCAUGUGGAAGAUAAUAGGCGUCGGAAAAAUUGUAUACGAAGCGAAUGUAUAUUUAAAUAUUAAAAUAAAUGUGACGUAAUGCAGUGGUA